Eleginops maclovinus (Patagonian blennie) is the source of this 2319-nucleotide messenger RNA. It is a transcript of the gene slc37a4a, whose product is annotated as solute carrier family 37 member 4a. The coding region runs from base 823 to 2112 and encodes 429 amino acids. NCBI's taxonomy places the organism in Eukaryota, Metazoa, Chordata, Actinopteri, Perciformes, Eleginopidae. Gene Ontology annotation, biological process: glucose-6-phosphate transport; phosphate ion transmembrane transport. The transcript has 9 exons. Gene Ontology annotation, cellular component: endoplasmic reticulum membrane. Gene Ontology annotation, molecular function: glucose 6-phosphate:phosphate antiporter activity. The record is from RefSeq and is a predicted model, not a curated record.
CCUCGCCUCGAAGUAAACGGUUAUUCUAACGAUAUUUUCUAAAGGAAUUGCUGUUCUUCGACGUAAAGAACUUCAUUAAAUACCACACUCGUGAAUGUCCGAAGCUCCUCUGUGUAAAAAUUGGAUGUUGUUAACUAUUGACUGAAUAAACUACUAAACGUCAUCACGCCGAGACGACUCUUCCUUAACGGUGGCCUACAAAAAUACGUCAUCAUUGCAACAUUCCAUCAGUUUUCAUUUUACAGGAGUUGAUUGUACUAUGGCUGAAUUUAGCGGAAACGUCCAACAGCAGAUGUUUAGUGGAUUAUGCUUCCUGUACAGAAAGGAGGAAGUGGACAAACAGAGGUCUGCUGCUGUUAAACACUCACACUUGGAGAGGAGCCUCCCCCUGGCCUGCUGUAACUAUUGGACUCAACAAUAAAUCAUUAACCACCUCAAUGUGAGGACUCCUACCACAACAGCUUCAGAUGGACAAACAACCACAGAGGAAAAUAACAUGUAUGUGACUGUUCAAGUGGAGGGAGCCUUUUUCUAAAUACAGAAAACAACCCAUCAUGUACAGUGUUGAUGUCACACACUGAUUGAUUUGCUGUGCCAUCCCCCAAUGGCCUGCAGCACAUGGCAACAGCCCAGAUGAAAUCAUCUUUGGGGCAGAGAAGUUGACCAUUAACCUCCCUGACUGAUUGUGAGCACUUCUCUUGUGAGCAGCUGAUUUCAUCCAGUGGAUCCUGAAGCAAAGUUCACUGUCACAGGCAGGAGCUUGCUCCUAACUCUAGCCUUUUUUUCAGUUUUUAACAUUUUUACAGGACUAAAUCUACAGCCAUGGCUUCACCAAGUUAUGGAUACUACCGAGGCACAAUAUUUCUGGCCAUGUUUGUGGGAUACACGCUGUACUACUUCAACAGAAAGACCUUUUCUUUUGUGAUGCCUUCUGUAAUGCAGGAAAUUGAGAUGGAUAAGGACGACCUGGGCAUGAUCACCAGCAGCCAGUCUUUGGCCUAUGCUAUCAGUAAGUUCAUCAGCGGCGUGCUUUCGGACCAGAUCAGCGCCCGCUGGCUCUUCUCCAUCGGCCUGUGCAUGGUGGGAUGCAUCAACGUGGUCUUCUCCUGGUCCUCCACAGUCGCCGUCUUCUCCGCCCUGUGGUUCCUCAACGGGCUGGGCCAGGGUCUCGGCUGGCCCCCCUGCGGCAGGGUGCUGCGCAAGUGGUUUGAGCCCUCUCAGUUCGGGACAUGGUGGGCGAUCCUCUCCUGCAGCAUGAAUCUGGCCGGAAGCCUGGGCCCCAUCAUCGCCACCGUGCUGACGGAGAGCUACAGCUGGAGGACGAUCCUGUCCGUCUCCGGGAUGAUUUGUGUGGUGGCCUCCGUUUUCUGUCUGCUCUUCAUCAAGAACGAGCCCAGUGACGUGGGGCUGCCCAACAUAGAGACAGCAGCCAAGAAGAGCAAAGCAGGAUCCUCCGGUGAUGAAAGCACGCUGUCUGAGUUCCUGCUGUCGCCCUACCUGUGGCUGCUGUCUGUCUCCUACCUGGUGGUGUUCGGGGUGAAGACGGCCUGCACAGACUGGGGCCAGCUGUUCCUCAUCCAGGACAAGGGCCAAUCUACACUCAUGGGCAGCUCAUACAUGAGCGCCCUGGAGGUUGGAGGCCUGCUGGGCAGUCUCGCUGCAGGAUACAUCUCUGACAAGGCCGUGGCCAAACAAGGCAACAAAAUCUACGGCAACCCUCGCCAUUUCAUCCUGAUCUGCAUGAUGGUGGGAAUGUCCGUGUCCAUGUUCCUGUUCAGAGUCACCGUCACUGCAGACAGUCCGAAGGUGUGGAUACUCUGCCUGGGUGCUGCUUUCGGUUUCUCCUCUUACGGACCAAUAGCAUUAUUUGGAGUUAUAGCCAAUGAGAGCGCACCAUCCAACUACUGCGGGACAUCACACGCCAUUGUUGCCCUCAUGGCCAAUAUCGGUGGCUUCCUGUCCGGACUACCAUUCAGCACCAUCGCUAAGCACCACGGCUGGGAAACUGCAUUCUGGGUAGCAGAGGUCGCCUGUGGCAUCACCACCGUUGGAUUCUUCCUGCUGCGUAGCAUCCGAACCAAAAUGGGCCAUGUGUCCAAGAAGGCUGACUAAAACCUCAUCACACCUCUGAAAUACUCUGAGCCAUCCUCAUAUUUUUCUUACUUGAUAUGUAUACCGCAGUAUUUUCUGUCUCACAGGACAUUACGCUCUGAGAAGUUGAGCACUUUUCUAUUUUUGAAAGGUGAUUUUUUUACACAGUAUUUCCACUUUGUGAAAAAUGGAUCACUAACUGUAUAAAUAAAGGGAGUAAAUAAACAA